Messenger RNA from Vicia villosa (hairy vetch), 1044 nucleotides. RefSeq lists its product as uncharacterized. The coding region runs from base 1 to 1044 and encodes 347 amino acids. Gene Ontology annotation, cellular component: nucleus. Gene Ontology annotation, molecular function: phosphoric diester hydrolase activity; endonuclease activity; DNA binding. Gene Ontology annotation, biological process: base-excision repair. The record is from RefSeq and is a predicted model, not a curated record. The transcript is spliced from 3 exons. Lineage: Eukaryota; Viridiplantae; Streptophyta; Magnoliopsida; Fabales; Fabaceae.
AUGAUUAUCGGAACUUUAAAUAUUAGAGGGGGCGGCAAUGCUUUGAAAAGAAGGAGGAUUAAUUCUUUAAUAUUAAAAAGCAAGGCGGACGUUUUCUUGAUUCAAGAGACAAAGAUUAGGGAGUUACAAGACUUUGUGGCUAAAAGUUUUUGGAGUGGUGGUGAUAUCGGGUAUUCCUUUUCUAACUCUUCGGGAAGGUCGGGGGGAAUUUUGACGUUAUGGAAGGAGCAAGCUCUUGAAGUUAUCUUUAGUUUCAAAGGGGAGGGUUAUCUUGGGAUUAAAUUUUGCAUGGAUAACAAUUUCUUUUACUUAUUAAACGUGUAUUCGUCUUGUGAUGCUUCGAAAAAAAGAGUUUUAUGGCGGAAGAUUUUAGAUUUGAAAGAGGAUUGGGAUGAUGGAGAGUGGAUUAUAGGAGGUGAUUUUAAUGCUAUAAAGGAUAGGAGAGAGAGGAAGGGCAGAUGGGUUGAUUCCAAUAGUCAAGAUUUUAGAGGUUUUGCGGAUUUCAUUGAAGAGACGAGAUUGGUAGAUGUUCCUUGUAAAGGAAGAAAGUUCACUUGGUAUAGCGGAGAUGGGAGGUCGAUGAGUAGAAUCGAUAGGUUUCUUGUGUUGGAAAAGGUGGUGAAUGAUUGGGGUGUAGUAGGCCAAUUGGUGGGGGAGAUAAACGUUUCGGAUCAUUGUCCGAUUUGGUUGGAAGAAUGGAAGAGUUUUAGAGUACAUGGUAGAGGGUAUUAUGUUUUAAAACAAAAGAUUUUUCUUCUCAAAAGUAGUCUUAAAAGGUGGAAUAAAGAGGUUUUCGGUAGGUUGGACUUGGAGAUCCAAGGCGGAGUUGGAACCAUUAAUAAUGGUGAUGCUUUGUUGGAAGCGGAAGAGGAGUGGAUGAAGGAAGGUGAUUCAAAUAGUGGUUUCUUUCACAAAGUAAUGAAGGAGAAGAGAAGAUUUAACCACAUCGGGCCUUUUAGCACUCCGGAAGGUAUGGUAGAAUCGGUUAAUGAUAUUAGAGAUUUUGUUGCUCAUCAUUUUGCUAAGAAGUUUAAAGAGGAGUAA